Camponotus floridanus (Florida carpenter ant) is the source of this 2655-nucleotide messenger RNA. RefSeq names its product dihydrolipoyllysine-residue succinyltransferase component of 2-oxoglutarate dehydrogenase complex, mitochondrial. Lineage: Eukaryota; Metazoa; Arthropoda; Insecta; Hymenoptera; Formicidae. The record is from RefSeq and is a predicted model, not a curated record. Gene Ontology annotation, cellular component: oxoglutarate dehydrogenase complex. Gene Ontology annotation, biological process: tricarboxylic acid cycle. The transcript is spliced from 9 exons. Bases 134 to 1582 code for a protein of 482 amino acids. Gene Ontology annotation, molecular function: dihydrolipoyllysine-residue succinyltransferase activity.
AAGAGCCUUUAUCCGUCUUCCUCCUCACCGUCCCCACCUUCCGCUCUUCAUCGCGAGAAGCCGUGCGGUGCGUGCCGUCAUUUUUGCUCGCCGACGCGCGAGUGAACGUUCGAGGUGUACGAUUUUCUUGUCGAUGGCCGCGAUGCUGUCCAACUGUUCGCGUUUCGCGCCUCGCAUAAUCAUGCGGAGUAGCGUGUUGCGGGCCAAGGUCACGGGAUCAUUGUAUAGUCAAGGAUGCACUGUAAUUAUUCAUGCUGAACAUGUGCCCAAUAUCAAAAUCUCAUUAUGUAGAAAAUAUAAGGCAAACUGUUAUUGGAUAAAUCAAGCGAGAUAUGUACAUUCAACUUCAGCAUUAUGGGAGAUCAGGGAAGUUGUAGUCCCUGCAUUUGCCGAAAGUGUAAGCGAGGGCGACGUGAGGUGGGAGAAGAAGGUGGGCGACCAGGUCAAAGAAGAUGAUAUUCUUUGUGAAAUUGAAACAGACAAGACUUCGGUUGCUGUUCCAUCGCCUGGAGCUGGUGUCAUAAAAGAACUCUUUGUUAAUGACGGCGAUACCGUGAAGCCAGGUCAAAAAUUAUGUAACAUCGACAUCGGUGCAACUGGUGGAGCUGCAGCCGCACCUGCGGCAGAAGCGCCGAAGCCUGCUGCGGCUCCACCUCCUCCUCCACCGCCGCCACCUUCAAGAGCACCAACACCUAGCGCGACAGCACCUCCGCCAUCGCCGGAACCCGCGGCAGCUCCGAUUCCGCCUCCCGCUGCUAAGCCACCACCUCCGCAACCGCCUAUCGUAUCGAUGCCGGUUGCAGCCAUCAAACACGCGCAGUCGCUGGAAGGCGCGAAAGUUCAAUUACCUCCUGUCGAUUACACGCGCGAGAUAAUCGGCACCAGGACAGAACAACGGGUGAAGAUGAACAGAAUGCGUCUGCGUAUCGCGGAACGUCUGAAGGAAGCACAAAACACAAAUGCUAUGUUGACUACUUUUAACGAAAUUGAUAUGAGUUGUAUUAUGGAGUUUCGAAAAACGCAUCAAGAGUCGUUUACGAAAAAGUACGGUAUCAAACUCGGAUUCAUGAGUCCAUUCGUCGCGGCCAGUGCUUACGCUUUGAAAGAUCAACCUGUGGUAAAUGCCGUAAUAGACGGCACCGACAUAGUAUAUAGAGAUUACGUAGACAUUAGCGUGGCGGUCGCAACGCCCAAGGGACUCGUCGUGCCGGUGCUACGUAGUGUAGAAAGUAAGAAUUUCGCUGAAAUCGAGAUUGCUUUGGCUGCGUUAGGCGAUAAAGCCAGGAAAGGAAAGAUCACCGUCGAGGACAUGGAUGGUGGUACCUUUACGAUAAGCAAUGGUGGUGUUUUCGGCUCGUUAUUGGGAACUCCCAUCAUUAAUCCGCCGCAGAGUGCUAUUCUCGGUAUGCAUGGCGUCUUCGAUAGACCGAUUGCUGUUAAGGGGCAGGUUGUUAUUAGACCAAUGAUGUACAUAGCUUUGACAUAUGAUCAUCGAUUGAUCGAUGGACGCGAAGCUGUCAUGUUCCUAAGAAAGAUCAAAGAUGCUGUAGAAGAUCCUAGGAUUAUUUUGGCUGGCCUUUAAUAACUUGGAACACACGUUUGUCACACGUGUAUUGACAAUUUUUAUAAUCACCAUGAAUAAACAAGAGCGCGAUGUAACAGUCCGUAAAAAUUCUCGGCAGGGAGUCUUCCCGGUUCGGUAAUCUUAUCAUUGAAACGUUAAGAAACGUUUCGAAAUUUCGUUUCGAAUCUAGCAAUCUCUAUAAGCUGAACGUGGAAUGAUGUGGCAAGUGCAGUUAUAAAUAACAAUAAACGUAUUAGUCUUAUGUCUAUGAUUCUGAAUUCUUACAAUGAAAAUAUAUCGGGCCAUUUUUACUUUGUACAUUAACCUGAUUAUAUUGAACGAUUAUUGUUAUCAGAAUUUUUCGAUAUGGCAAUCGUUCAAGGUGAUUGCAUAAUCGUUAGUCAUGUUUUAUGCAAACAUCACGAUAUAUAUUUUUAUUCUCUCACAUCAUGCUUGAUUGAGCAGAGAAGUGAGCACAGAGGAAUGAAAAUCGAACUAGACAAAUACUUUAUUAAAUGUAGAUCGAAAGUAAAAUAAAAUCUCACCAAUCUAAAUGUUUAGCAUUGUUGAAUUAUGACCAUGAAUAUAUAAUGCAAUUUAAUAGAUUUUACAAAAUUCAAAGAUAAUAUGUUAUAGUUUGCACUUGCGUUAUACCGAAUAUUUCCGAAUCUGUUCAUUGGAAAUCUUUCUGCACUCGAAACAAGUGGGAUAUUAGCGAUCUUAUAUAAAUCAAAAUUGUUUUUAAAUAAAAACGAACUAACGUGGAAUAUAUAUGUUUUAGCAUAGAGUGUGGGGCAUUUAACGAUACGUUAACGUAUAAUACGUUAACGGAUACACUGCCAAAUUCUGUGUGAAUUUUUUGAAAUAUCGCUAAAUUGAGAAAAAUCUGCACGAAAGAUACAUAUAUAGAUAACAACGUGUGUUAUCGAUGUAUCGUGCAAUGUUCUUAUCACUCUAUGUCUUUACAUCGUCAAUAAUCAAUGAAUCGUAAAGAUAUGCUCUUUUAGUCUCUUGUAAAAUACAUUGUACAUUGUUGGAUAUUCUGUAUUAACGAUGAAACGCAUAUAAAGCACGCUGAUUAAAACCUUUAA